CCGAAAUCUGCUGACCACAGGAGUGUACUCCCUGAUGUACCGAGCCAGUGAGCCGCCAGCGGUCGCUCGGAACUGUGAAGUAACAAAUUAAUUGUUAUUUUACUAAGAAAAUAAUGUGUUGUCGUGAUUUGUGAGUGAAUAUUACAUUAGCUGUAGGAAAUUAUGACCAGUGAAAAUAUGAAGGAACGUUGGGAUCAGUUGGGCCUUCCACCAAUGGAGUUGGCCGAGUCAUCGGGAAAUAGUCGCGAUAACAAUGGGGGGAACAGAUGUUUAUUCCCUUCACUACAAAAACUGAUAUUAUUGCUACUACUAACAUUUUUCGCAGUAGGAACUUACAUCUUACUGCUAAGAAUAUCUGAAAACACUGAUUCUACGAAAAUAAUAAUUGUCACUGGUAAUAAUGACCUUCCGAAUGUAACGCUCCGCAACAUGGAAUUAUAUUCUAUUCAUUUGGAUAAGGAAGCAAAAAAUGAAACGUCCGAAGAAUCGUCAUUAGAUCCUCUUAUUAUUGAAAGAAAGAAAAGAGAUACCUUAGAAAAAACAGCAGAAAACAUGGAAGAACCUAUCUUAUACAGUGACGAACUGUUACAAAAAUCUAGGGAACUGAUGAUGGAAUACGAUGCUCACUGCAAAAACGAAAAUAAGAACGAAAUCUGUAAAGACCUAGUUACGAAACUGAGGGAGCUACAAAACGAUGAUGAAAUGAAAAUUAAAGAAGAUCAACCUAAAAUGAAUUUAGAUGUCAACAAUAACGUGCAAAGAGUUGCUACUGAAGGUAAAGCAAAAAAUAGUGUUGAUUUUAAUGACUUGACAAAACGGGAUACGUUGAUGAACCUUGAGCAUUUUAUGGACAAUGUCCCUAUGCCGAUGAACGCUAGAAACCAUGAUCCGUUGCCAAGUGCCCAUAUGGUGCCACAUUCACACUCGGUAACACCUCAGCAUCUUAGUGAUACAUGUUUAUUGGCGCGUCUAAUAAAACAGAAUUAUCCGCGAGCAAAAGAAAUUUAUGAGCCCUCUUCUGACUACUUACACACACAACAUCACGAGCAUCCAGUAAUGUCUAAAGCCAGGUUUUUCUCGCCCUCUGUGCACACUCCAUAUAUACAAGAGCGGGAUAUGGACAUGCAAAGGCGUAAAAUCCAUCCUCAAGAUGUUGAUAUAUUCAUGAGCAUGCUGACGCCAAAAGCAGCAACACCAAGGGAGAGUAAUCAAACAAAAGCAUCUCGGGAAGCGAUGUGCCCGCGAGGUACUGUGUCCUGUCUUAGUGGAGACACUUGCAUCGAUGAGAAGCAGUGGUGUGAUGGCAACGUCGACUGUCUAGACGUCAGUGAUGAAGCCAGCUGUGCUUGCAAAGACAGAGUCGACAAGUCUCGCCUCUGCGACGGAUACUUUGACUGUCCUUUUGGAGAAGAUGAAAUGGGUUGCUAUGGUUGUAGUGAAACUAUGUUCAGCUGCGAAGACUUAGACAUCAGUGCUCAAAGCACCUGCUUCUCAAAAGAACAGAGAUGCAAUAACGUUGUAGACUGUCCAAACCACAAAGAUGAACUAGAAUGCAACAUGUUAGCUCCGAGUCUACUCAAAAAACCAUUGUUUGCCAUCUCAAAUACUGAGGGAUUCCUGCAUAGAAACUUCAAAGGUGACUGGUAUGCUGUAUGUAAAAACCCGUAUAUGUGGGCUCAUGAUGCUUGUCGUCGGGAGACCGGUGUCAUAAUAAGGCCUCCAUUUAUCAGCACCGUUCCAAUUGACCCUAUGGUGAAGAUCGACUAUCUGAAUACUGGUCCUGGAGGCCUAAUACAAACAAGUGACACAUGCAUGAACUCAUCAGCUGUUUACGUCACCUGUCCUGACUUAAUAUGUGGAACACGAGUGCAGUCCACAUCACAACUGCUUAAACAGAGCAACGUUAUGGAAAAUCGCUUGUUUGGACGAAACAAAAGAAAUUUCCCAGCAAGGCAUGCCUAUCCACCAUUGUUUUAUGGUAACCGCUUUAAAAGAGAUGUGGACCAAGAUAGCACUAAGACAAAUUACGGAAUGGGAAUCAAUAGAUUCGGGGCCUUUGAUACGAUGAGGAACAAAAGAACUGAGAGCAGGGUGGUGGGUGGAAGACCUAGUCAGCCGGCAGCCUGGCCUUGGAUGGUGGCUGUGUACAGAAACGGCAUGUUCCAUUGCGGUGGAGUCGUAAUUAACCAUAGCUGGGUGAUAUCUGCUGCUCAUUGUGUCAGCAAAUUUUGGAAAUAUUAUUACGAAGUACAAGUUGGUAUGCUGCGUCGUUUUUCAUUCUCGCCACAGGAACAAAGUCACAGAGUGACUCACGUUAUAGUCAAUCAAUUUUAUAGCCAAACUGACAUGAAAAACGAUAUGUCUCUAUUGAGAGUUGAGCCCGCUAUUCAGUUUAGCCGAUGGGUGCGACCGAUUUGUUUGCCGGGUCCCGAUACGGCCGGUCCUGAUUGGCUUUGGGGACCUGCUCCCGGCACUAUAUGUACUGCUGUUGGUUGGGGAGCUACUACGGAACACGGACCCGAUCCUGAUCACAUGCGUGAAGUAGAGGUUCCUAUUUGGGAAAACUGUAAACACCGAGAAGAUCAAACUGGUAAAGAAAUAUGUGCUGGAUUCGUUGAAGGUGGAAAGGAUGCAUGCCAGGGUGAUAGUGGUGGCCCGCUUUUAUGCAGGAAUCCAUUGAAUUCACAACAAUGGUACAUGGCAGGCAUCGUGAGUCACGGAGACGGGUGCGGUCGUAAAGAUGAGCCCGGUGUUUAUACUCGAGUCAGCCUCUUCGUAAAAUGGAUUAAAUAUUAUAUAUCAUCCAAUACAUUACCUACUAUUCAACCCAUACAAGAAUGUCCAGGAUUCAAAUGUGACACAGGAAUUUCAAAAUGUCUUCCACUUAAAAGACGAUGUGACAAAAUAGUUGAUUGUCUUAAUGGAGAAGAUGAAACGAGAUGUGAUUUCACAAAAGCUUCCUUCACUGAUAGCUUACUUAUGGAAACAAAAAAUACACUAGAAGAACUAAUGGAAAGAAAAGAAGCCGAAACAGAAGCCCCCUUGAUGUCUACCGCUUCGAAUCAAGAAAAUAUGAUGUCAACUAGGAUGCCAAUGGACAAAGAAACUCCAAAACCUCAACUUGAUAAUGAAAAUCCUCUAUCUUCAACAGAAAAUAUUCUAGGAAUGUCGACUAAUGGGAAUCGAGGAAAUACAGUGUCUACAAUGAUGGCUUUCGAUGAAGAAACUCCAAAACCUCAACUUGAUGACGAUCUCUCUUCAGCAGAACUUCACUUACAUAAACACGGAUGGGAAAGCAAAAAGAUAAUAAAACAGGAGGACAUUAUCAGCAAAGAAAACGCAGAUGAUCAGUCUAAGACUGUAGAUGAAACACCAGAUUCUUCACAGACUAUGUUUGAAAACAAUGAUAGAAGCUCAGAGGGUGUUGUUUCUUCUAAGGAUAACGCAGUAACUGAGUCAGUAGUAAAGAUGACCACUGUCAGUCGUGGAGAUGUAGAACUUAUAACAAUGGGUUUCGAUCCAGCAUCUCUCGAAUCAGGAUCAUCAGUAUUAGAAACGACAGUGAAUUACAUACCACCUGGUGAUUAUUUGAAUGGUGAAGAUAAUGUAACAAAUAAUGUAUUUGAUGAAAAUAUUGAAGAUAAUGUUACAAGCAACGUUUUAGAUCAAAACGUUGAAGAAAAUGUCACAAGCAAAGUUUUUGAUCAGAACAUUGAAGAAAAUGUAACAAACAACGUUUAUGAUCAAAACAUUGAAGAUAAUGUAACAAACAACGUUUUUGAUCAAAACAUUGAAGAAAAUGUAACGAACAACGUUUUCGAUCAAAACACCGUUAGUCAGGUAGAAACAUCUACUUCUGGUUUAAUCGUGAAAGAUGCUAUGGACCAGGUAAAGGAAGCAACGUCUUCAUCAAGCAAAGAAAAUCUGAAAGAAAAUGUAAAUGGCCGGAGUGACAACGAUACGGGCUUAAUUGUAAAACUGCUGCCAGAAUCACAAACAUUAUCACCUGACCAAGAAGAAGACUCAAAACUUAUUCACGAGGAUCUUCAGCAAAUCACUGCAAACAUUAAUAAGGAAAACAAAGGUUCCAAAUCUCUCCCAGUUACAGAAGAUUUGAAUCACCUCGAAGAUAUAGUGACGUCUGAACUAGAACCACCUAAAUCAAGGAGGAAGCAUCGUAACCCUCCCACAUUUGAAUGCAGACGAAUUGACCAAACAAUACCUUAUCACAUGCGGUGUGACAGAAAAGCGGAUUGUGAGGAUGGCACUGAUGAACUCGACUGCACAUGUACCGAUUAUUUGAUAACUUUUGACGACAAGCUUAUAUGUGAUGGAAGACCUGAUUGUGCUGAUGGACAAGAUGAACAGGACUGUUUCAGCUGUCCAGACGACCAUUUCUUGUGUAGUAAGAGCCAGGUUUGCCUACCAGAAAAACAUGUCUGUGAUGGAAAACGAGAAUGUCCACUAGGCGAAGAUGAAAUGAAUUGCUACGCAUUAUCCAACGGUCAAGAAAUGGAAUUUGACUUAGAUGAAAGGCCACUAGUAAACCUAGAGGGCUAUUUAACAAAGAAACAUUUCAACAAUGAGUGGCAUGUACUCUGUUAUGAUGAACUAUCUACUGAGGAGCAAGAACAAGCAGCUACGCACAUUUGUCGCUACUUAGGAUUUAGCGGUGCAAAUAGAUAUCCAGUGAAAUACAUAAAUAUCAACAAGAACGAUGUAAUGGGAAUCGAAUCACACAACAACAGGCAUCGAAGAGAAACAAACCAACGUGUUCCUGUCCACUUCGUCUACAGAAUGGAAGGUUCAGAGAAUGAUACAAGCCGACAUACCAUCAUAAAAGGACCCCAAGUACUUAAAGAAGAAUGUGUACCAAACGUAACAAAAACCUGCAAAGCUUUGUACGUUGCUUGUGACAAUACUCUCUUCACCAACUUUGAUGAUGAAGAUGAUUCAGUAAACAGUGUGUUCAAACGAGACUCAUCGGUUAGUAACCGUGAAUGGCCUUGGAUUGCUAAAGUCUUUGUUGAAGGAGACUACAAAUGCACUGGUGUUUUAGUCAAUCUGUCUUGGGUUUUAGUUAGUGAGUCUUGCCUCUGGGAUGCCACACUAUCUCAUCACUUCAUAACAGUUGUACUAGGAUCUCAUAGAACUUUAGAAGGUUUGACCAGCAUGCACGAACAAGUUUAUCAAGUGGAUUACAAGAAGGACAUUUAUCGCAACAAAGCUAUGUUGUUGCAUCUGAAAGAACCAGCUCAUUACUCAAAUGUCGUAAAGCCUAUGAUUGUUGCUUCUGCCUACACCCCAGACGAGAAAUCGACUUGCGUAGCUGUUGGUCAAGACUAUAAAAACAAUACAAUAAGCGUAUUUUUGGAAGAAACUCAUGAAAACUGUCACCCCAGCAAUCGUUGUUUCAAACGAAAAUCAACCGAAAAUAUUUGCCCGGUUGAGGUGAAAUCGACCCAACACUGGGCUGGUAUCAUAAGUUGUCAUAAUGACGAAGGAUGGUACCCAGCUGCUACAUUCGUUGAUGGCAGAGGAGAAUGCGGAUUACAGGACCAUAUUAAUGCUACAGCUAUAGACCACCUUAAACACGAAAUACACAGACAUUACGGUAAGAAGAAAUUACCAUCUUUAAUCGAGACGGAAUUUGGUGACGAUUGCGAAGGAACGCGAUGUGGGCGAGGUCGGUGUGUGGGAUUAAUGCAAGUCUGCAACGGUAUCAGAGAUUGUGAAGAUGGUAAUGAUGAAUCUGAACAAGCUUGUGAAAAGAAGAAUACAAUGUGCGAGAAGGACCCGUACCAUAGAGGAUGUGAAUGUACGGUUGGCCAAAUGAAAUGCCACAACGGCAAAUGUAUAUCGAAGGAACUCUUCCAAGAUGGAAACGAUGAUUGUGGAGACGGUACUGAUGAGCCUGGUCGCUCAGUCUGUGCAGUCUACUUGGCCAGAGUGAUGCCUUCAAAGCUGUGUGAUGGAAUUCUCAACUGUCAUGAUAGAAGCGACGAAGAUCCUAUGUUCUGCAAAUGUUUCGCGAAGAAGAGUUAUAAAUGCGGUUCUAAGUUAGGCGUUGAUCACUGCGUGGCUCCUGAUAUGGUGUGCGACGGUGUUCGGGAUUGCCCUAAUGGAGAAGAUGAGCAGGUCUGCAUAGGUCUCAACGCUCCACAUGGAACACCAUACGGAACCGGUCAAGUGACAGUCCGUCGUCAUGGCGUCUGGCACUCCAAGUGCUACUCCUCACCGAACCACACCAAAACCGAGUUAGAAGCAAUCUGCGCCGAAUUAGGUUUCAGGAGCGGACAUGCGAAGCAAAUCAAACAAAUCGAAAAUUUCGUAGUUCACCCGUAUAAUAACUUAGUGGUCGACCCUUUCAACGAAAUUACGCUCAAUAAUAACACAGUGAUAAAAAUGAGAAAUUCACACGAACCGAUAGCCAAGCCCGUGUUCGAUGAGAAUCUGAAGGAGUGUUACCCAGUUUUUAUAGAAUGUCGUUAGGAUGUCCUAUAGAUGUUAUUUAUUUUAUUUAUUGAUAUUUAGACCUUAAGUUGGAUUUCAGUUUUUCUAUGGAAUAAAUGUAUUUUUUUAUGUUC
Molecule: messenger RNA, 6587 nt
Organism: Spodoptera frugiperda (fall armyworm)
Lineage: Eukaryota; Metazoa; Arthropoda; Insecta; Lepidoptera; Noctuidae
Gene: ndl
Product: serine protease nudel
Exons: 26
Coding region: 163-6492 (2109 amino acids)
Biological process (GO): proteolysis
Cellular component (GO): membrane
Molecular function (GO): serine-type endopeptidase activity; protein binding
Source: RefSeq, a predicted model, not a curated record